AUUUGCAUGUAUGCAUGCAUGUAUGUAGGCUAUACAUGCAUGUUCUUAUGACUAACCACACUAUGGACCUUGGAGGUCUCUGUGUUUACAGUGGAAGGCCUUUCUGGAGGUAAAAGCCCCGAUGAGUAAAGUGCAGACUACGCUGAGAGGAUGAGUCUGAGAGGCUGUGGGUGUCGGAGUGAGGGCGUGAGCAAUGAGGGUCGCAUGCUUGCCCUGGCAUGACGGACCGUAAUGCUACUAUUUCUGUCCCAGCGAGCAGCCGUUCCAGUAAGGUGGUGAGGAAUGUUGAACUGGAGCUGUGUGUGUGUGUGUGCGUGUGUAUGAGCGAGGGAGAUAUGUAAGAGAGAAAGAGAGGGGGAAAGAGAGCAGCCAACGGAGAGUUCAAACAUGACUGUAUUCCAAGGCCAGGAACCACAACUUCCAGAUAUGGUAGUUUGUACUUUAUUUGUGGUUCGCCCACUCACUUAGUUCACCGACCUAACAUUACAGCCAUUACUGUUCACCACAGUACACAAAUAUGAGUAUGAGUCAGUGUGAUUUAUGAUAAUACAAGUACGGGUUCACAAGUUUAGUACAAAUUUAAAUUAAAUAGCCUAAGCCCAAGUAAAAAAUAGGAAUAAGGAAAAAUUCAGCCUGAACUAAAAAUUACAAUAAAAAACAAAUUACAAAAUGCUGUCCACACUGUUGAAACAUUCAUUGUCAUUUGGCAUUUGCCUCCCGAGUAACUCUGAUGUCAUGUCUCAGGACUUCAUGUAUGGGACAGAGAAAAGGUUGUUCUUCAUCGCCCUCUACUGUUUAAAGAUAGCAUUACAUGCUUACAUAAAUGCAAAAAAUAGUCUUUGCUUUGUUUCUUAUUUUUCUUAUCUUAUUUCUCUUUGUCUUAUUUUACAUCCAAAAUUCAUGUCCACGCAAUCAGCAUGACAGAGAAACAGUUACAGUUUGACUCCUCUUAGACUUCUAGUGACAGCGAGCUGUCAUAUUUUACAGUUGAUAUGAGCGAAGCAUUUUUGACAUUCAGCAUGGGAUUUGCUUCCACAGAUCUCACCCUGUGCAGGGCUUUUCAAUAAUGACCACAUUAUGGGCCCAACUGAAAAGUGGAGUGAGAAAGGCUACUUUGUCACUAAUUCCUUUGAGUGGGAGGGUCAAACAGGCCACUCUUGUAUAUAUUGUCGUAAAAAUCACUUUGCUUCAUCAGAGUAAACAGGAGUGGAUAUAUUUACCAGACCUAGAGCUAACGACUCUGUUGCAAUUAGUUCUUUUUGGAAUGCACAACAAGGAACAAGGAGGCUUGAAAAAAACUAAAGACCCUUUGGAAUGUCGCUGAGUAUACGGUCUGACCACACAUAAGAACAUGCAGUACCUGAUAUAGAACAACCCUCUGUUGCCGAGCGAAAACUAGAAAAGCAUGGCUUAUCAGAGGGUUCGCUCCUUCCUCCUGGGCCUGUCCCGCAGGAAGCCGCUGGAGCCUGAGGGCGAGGUGUCCACCUUCCACCGCUGCCUGACCACCCUGGACCUGGUGGCGCUGGGCGUGGGCAGCACGCUGGGCGCCGGUGUCUACGUACUCUCUGGCGAGGUGGCACGCACUCAGUCCGGACCCAGCAUCAUCAUCUCCUUCUUCAUCGCCGCCCUGGCGUCCAUCUUCGCCGGCCUGUGCUACUCCGAGUUCGGCUCCCGGGUGCCCAAGACGGGCUCGGCGUACUUGUACAGCUACGUGACAGUGGGGGAGGUGUGGGCCUUCAUCACCGGCUGGAACCUGCUGCUGUCCUACAUCAUAGGCACAUCAAGCGUUGCCAGAGCCUGGAGCGGCACAUUGGAUGACAUGAUUGGGAAUGUAAUGGCCGACUACUUAAGCAAGCACGCCGCCAUGGGCUUGCCUGGCCUGGCUGCCUACCCUGACUUGUUUGCAGCCGGGCUCAUCAUGCUUCUAGCAGGUCUCCUUGCUUAUGGUGUGAAGGAAUCAACAACAGUUAAUAAGAUAUUCACCAGUGUGAAUAUACUAGUGCUGGUCUUUGUAAUAAUAACUGGCUUCAUCAAAGGAAAUGUUGAUAACUGGUAUAUCACAGAGGAGGCGUUACAGAAUGCUACAGCCCAGCUUGAAAAUUUGACGUCCUCGGUCAACGUGACAAGUGAAUUUGGAGUUGGUGGAUUCUUCCCCUACGGUUUUGAGGGAACACUGGCUGGGGCUGCAACCUGUUUCUAUGCAUUUGUGGGAUUUGACUGCAUUGCGACCACAGGUGAGGAGGUGAAGAACCCGCAGCGCUCCAUCCCCCUGGGCAUCGUGGGCUCUCUUCUCAUCUGUUUCCUGGCCUACUGCGGUGUGUCGGCCGCCAUCACCCUCAUGAUGCCCUACUACCUGCUCAACAUCCACAGCCCCCUGCCCGUCGCCUUCACCUACAUCGGCUGGGGCGCAGCCAGAUACGUGGUGGCCGUGGGCUCCCUGUGUGCCCUGUCAACCAGUCUCCUAGGCUCCAUGUUCCCUAUGCCUCGCGUUCUCUUUGCCAUGGCGCGAGACGGCCUGAUGUUCAAAUCCCUGCGCAAGGUCAACCCUCGCCAGAGUCCCGCCGUGGCUACCAUCGCCUCUGGCAUUGUAGCAGCAAUAAUGGCCCUUUUAUUUGACCUGAAAGCCUUGGUUGAUAUGAUGUCUAUCGGGACCCUGUUCGCCUACACACUCGUGGCCAUUUGCAUUCUCAUACUCCGGUACCAAGAGAGUACAUCUGAGGAGAAUAAUUUCCACAUGUCCCCGACCUCCACGUUUUCUUUUCUCAAACCUCCAUCCUACCCAACGAAGGAAACUUCAAAAACAGUCACAACAUGCACCAUAUUUGUUGCUGUCGUGGUCGUCAUCCUGAGUGUCUUCAUGACGAAGGCCAUCCAGGCGCUGCUGCUGCUGGAGAUCUGGAGCCUGCUGUGCCUGUCCGUCAUCCUGGCCGUGCUUGUCCUGACCACCCUCAUCAUCUGGAGGCAGCCGCAGAACCCAGCCCAGGCUCCGUUCAUGGUCCCCUGUCUGCCCUUGCUUCCCGUGGUGAGUGUGUUCAUCAACGUCUACCUGAUGGUCCAGCUGGGGGGAGACACGUGGAUCCGAUAUGCUGUGUGGAUGGCUGUGGGGAUGCUCAUAUACUUUGGGUACGGGGUCCGCCACAGUGUCCAGAAACAGAGGCUGCUCAAUAACCUGGUCCCCAUAGAGACCAUCGAGGACAAACCUGGGAAAGGCGGUGCCAAAGUAGAGUGUUCAUAAACCUCAGGAACCAAAGUUUGUUUGUAUGUCAAGAGCUCAGCCUUAGUGCCACGGUUGGAUGCCAAUGUUGUGUAAUAACACUGGGCAGGAGGAAUGUGAGUGAGUGUUUUUAUGUCUCUGAAAUGCUACCAUUGAAGAGGGCUUACUAUUGUGUGAAUGGAUCUUUUUUGUACCAUUCCUUUUAUAUAUUUAAGUAUACCUUUAAUUUAGUGUCAAUUUAAAUCGAACGACAAUGAGAAUAAAUGUAGAGAGACAUGUCCUUAUGGGGAGCAGCGCAGGAGAGUUUGGCACAUGUUUACAUUUUAUAGUGCAGGUCAGAUUAUUGGCUUCUGGGCCAAAUAUUAAUAACUAAUUGACUGCUGCAUGGCUGUAUAAGCUGUAUAGCAGAAUUGUCUAACAUUGUGCAUACUGUGGCCAUUUUACGGACUUUAUAUAUCUAUUAAUAAUGACAUUGCUGCUCAAAUCAACUGUAAAUAAAGAAAUAACCCCUACACUAA
Clupea harengus (Atlantic herring) is the source of this 3732-nucleotide messenger RNA. RefSeq names its product cationic amino acid transporter 2-like. Gene Ontology annotation, biological process: L-ornithine transmembrane transport; L-arginine import across plasma membrane. Lineage: Eukaryota; Metazoa; Chordata; Actinopteri; Clupeiformes; Clupeidae. The record is from RefSeq and is a predicted model, not a curated record. Gene Ontology annotation, cellular component: plasma membrane. Gene Ontology annotation, molecular function: L-arginine transmembrane transporter activity; L-lysine transmembrane transporter activity; L-ornithine transmembrane transporter activity.